AUGACCGGCGAAGCUCGCCCCAAGCGCAAACAUAGCCCGGUGCCUGCGUCCGACAGGCCUGCGAAACACCUGAAGCCUGAAUCCACUGUUCUUACGCCCGGGGAUGAAACACCUGCGAAUGGCACCGUAUAUGACGUGGAGAAUGAUGAAGACAUCACACCGAUCGUUGCGUUGGGGGCAACUCAGGCGGACUCGCCGGAGUGGCAAGCGACUAUUGAGUCAGUGGUGAAGAGUGUCGUCUCGAUCCAUUUCUGUCAGACAUGCUCAUUCGACACCGACCUGUCCAUGUGUAGCCAGGCAACAGGGUUCGUUGUGGACGCCAAGAGAGGCUACAUUCUCACAAACAGACAUGUUGUCUGUGCCGGCCCGUUCUGGGGUUAUUGCAUUUUCGACAAUCAUGAGGAGUGCGAUGUUCGUCCCGUUUAUCGGGAUCCUGUCCACGACUUUGGCAUUCUGAAAUUCGACCCCAAGGCAAUCAAAUACAUGGAUAUGACAGAGCUAAAGUUGAAUCCGGAGGGGGCACAAGUGGGGGUUGAGAUCAGGGUGGUCGGUAACGAUGCCGGAGAGAAGCUAAGUAUUCUCUCUGGUGUCAUCAGUCGCCUUGACCGUAACGCUCCUGAGUACGGCGAAGGCUACAGCGACUUCAACACAAAUUACAUACAAGCGGCUGCUGCCGCCAGCGGCGGAAGCUCUGGUAGUCCUGUCGUCAAUAUCGCCGGGCAUGUCGUCGCUCUACAGGCCGGUGGUCGUGCGGAUGGUGCUGCUACAGAUUACUUUCUCCCACUGGGCCGUCCACUACGCGCACUCCAGUGCAUACAGGAAGAGAAACCUGUCACGCGAGGCACCAUUCAAACACAAUGGAUGAUUAAACCUUUUGAUGAAUGUCGACGUCUUGGACUGACCCCGGAGUGGGAGGCCUCUGUCCGCAAAACCGCGCCUAAGGAGACAGGAAUGUUGGUGGCGGAAAUUGUUCUUCCCGAGGGCCCGGCUGAUGGGAAGCUUCAAGAGGGAGAUGUACUUCUCAAGGUGAAUGGAGAGCUGCUCACUCAGUUUGUGCGACUUGAUGAUAUACUGGAUUCCAAUGUCGGCAAAUCUAUCCACCUUCUUAUACAGCGCGGCGGCGAGGACCUCGAAUUGGAAUGCAGCGUUGGAGACCUACACGCUAUCACACCAGAUCGCUUCGUCAGCGUCGCUGGUGGUACAUUCCAUGAUCUUUCUUACCAGCAAGCGCGGCUUUAUGCUAUCGCCACUCGUGGCGUCUACGUUUGUGAGGCAGCAGGAUCCUUCAAGAUUGAAAACACUCUGUCGGGGUGGAUCAUUGAUUCGGUAGACAAGCGGCCUACUCGAAACUUGCAAGAGUUUAUUGAGGUUAUGAAGACAAUACCAGAUCGCUCGAAAAUUGUUAUUUCUUAUAGACAUAUUCGAGAUCUCCAUACACGAGGCACAAGCAUUAUCUACCUCGAUCGUCACUGGCAUCCAAAGAUGUCCCUUGCAGUCCGUAACGACAAGACCGGCUUGUGGGACUUUUCAGAUAUCGCCGAACCUCUACCCGCUGAGCCACCAGUUCCUCGAAAAGCGGAUUUUAUUCAGUUGGACGGGGUCAGUCAGACCGCUGCCGCUGAUAUCGUUCGCAGUUUCGUCCGGGUGUCAUGCACCAUGCCGCUGAAGCUGGAUGGAUUCCCUCAGGGCAAAAAAACCGGAUACGGUUUAGUCAUUGAUGCGGAGAAGGGCCUUGUCGUUGUUUCUCGGGCUAUUGUUCCGUACGAUCUGUGUGAUAUCAAUAUCACAGUUGCAGAUUCGAUUAUCGUCACUGGCAAAGUGAUUUUCAUGCAUCCUCUGCAAAACUAUACCAUUGUGCAAUACGAUCCAAGUCUCGUCCAGGCUCCAGUAAAAAGUGCGCGGCUAAGCACGGAAAACAUCAAACAAGGUCAAGACACAAUAUUUGUCGGAUUCAAUCAAAAUCUGCGCAUUGUUGUCGCUAAAACAACAGUCACUGACAUCACCACCGUUGCUAUCCCCGCCAACGCCUCUGCUCCACGUUACCGGGCUAUCAAUCUUGACGCUAUCACAGUGGACACGGGGCUCAGCAGCCAGUGCACUAACGGUGUCUUGCUGAGGGAUGACGGCGUUGUCCAGGCUCUUUGGCUAAACUAUCUAGGAGAACGAACGCCAAGCUCGCAUAAAGACGUCGAGUAUCAUCUUGGGCUCGCAACGCCUUCUCUUCUACCCAUAAUUAGCAAGAUCCAAGGAGGCGAAAUCCCAAAGUUGCGUAUCUUGGAUAUGGAAAGCUAUGUCAUUCAAAUGAGUCAAGCUCGAAUAAUGGGCGUAUCGGAGAAGUGGAUCGAGCAAGUAGCAGCAGCCAACCCUUCCCGACAUCAAUUGUUCAUGGUCAGAAAACUGGACAGCCCUCCUCCAUCUUUCACGCAUCAUGAGACAGAUUCCUUGAAGGAGGGAGACAUCAUUCUCACACUAAAUGGAAAGCUUAUUACGCGAGUCUCCGAGUUCGACGUUAUGUACGACAACGAAGUUCUCGACGCGUUGAUCGUCCGAAACGGACAGGAAAUGCACGUCAAGUUGCGUACGGUGCCAACGGAAGAUUUGGAGACCGAUCGAGCAGUCAUGUUUUGCGGAGCUGUGUUGCAGAAGCCACAUCACGCUGUGCGGCAACAGAUUUCGAAGCUUCACAGUGAGAUUUACAUCAGUGCUAGGAGUCGUGGCUCACCUGCCUACCAGUAUGGAUUGUCUCCGACAAAUUUCAUCACAGCAGUGAACGGAGUGCAAACCCGCGAUCUCGACAGCUUUGUCCGCGAGGUGAAAAAGAUCCCGGAUAACACAUACUUCCGUCUUCGGGCGGUCACAUUCGACAAUGUACCGUGGGUUGUCACGAUGAAAAAGAAUGAUCACUACUUCUCCAUGUCGGAAUAUGUCAAAGACCCCUCAGUCCCGGCUGGGUGGAAGGUGGUCUCUUAUCCGAAAAAAGACGAAGCUUCGGCGGAUACAUCCAACCUGACAGCAGAUGCGAUGGACGAAGGAACAGAAGGUGGCGGAAGUGAUGCAGAGCCUGAUCAGGAUUAG
Messenger RNA from Talaromyces atroroseus, 3075 nucleotides. RefSeq names its product Pro-apoptotic serine protease nma111. The coding region runs from base 1 to 3075 and encodes 1024 amino acids. The record is from RefSeq and is a predicted model, not a curated record. NCBI's taxonomy places the organism in Eukaryota, Fungi, Ascomycota, Eurotiomycetes, Eurotiales, Trichocomaceae. The transcript is spliced from 5 exons. Gene Ontology annotation, biological process: proteolysis. Gene Ontology annotation, molecular function: protein binding; serine-type endopeptidase activity.